CUCUCUCUCUCUCUCUCUGAUCUGUUUCUGAAGCACUUAUAAAUUUGAGAAACAAUAAUACCUUUUUGCAUUUACGAGGAACGCCUCCAAUCUUUCCCCCUCUGGGUUUCUUCUUCGUCUCAACCAGCCAAUCCAAUACGCCCUCUCUUUCUCUCUCCAUCUCUCUCCACACACCAAUGAAAAGGAAAGCUCGAUUUUGGAGGACAAAGUGAGCAGAAAGAUACAGUCUUUUCAAUCUCGCCUGCACUGUUCGAUCUUUUCUCUCAAACUUCACUUCCUCCGUUUCUUUUCUCAACUGUCUUUUACCAAAAUAUCCAAACUACUCAAUCCAGAACUCGCUAUACUUUCGGUUUUGGAUUCAGACCCAGAUUUUUAGUCGGUUUCAACUUUCUGCGGAUCAGACGGCCGAGCAAUGAGAACAGAGAUGAGGAAGAUCUCCAAGUCUGCGUGGCCCAAAAUAGUUGCUAGGAAAUGGCUAAAUAUACAGAGUGGAGCAGACGAGUUUCAUUCCGACUAUUGCAUAAAGGAUAAAACUGCGAGAAGGAAGAGCUGCUCAGACGAGGACUAUUACGUUUUCGUACCGGAAGAUUUUUCAGAGGGAUGGUUGAUGGAAGCCAGUUGUGGACUUAAACGGUCGAAAAUGGAGCCGGAAGCACCACUUGCCACCGGUUCUCUCAAUCUCAGUAUGUUCGUGGGGACAUGGAAUGUUGGGGGGAAGUCUCCCCACGAGGGCCUUAACUUGAGAGAUUGGCUAAAGUCACCUGCUCCUGCUGACAUUUAUGUUCUAGGGUUCCAGGAAAUUGUGCCCCUGAAUGCAGGGAACGUACUUGGGGCAGAAGACAAUGGCCCAGCUGUCAAGUGGCUUUCCCUAAUUCGACAAGCACUCAACAGCAACAAUAAUGAACAGGAAAUCCCUCAAUAUUACAACAAUGUGACUGAAGCAAAGCAUUCAUCUUCACCACAGCCUGAUCAACAAGCUGGCAUUAAACCUAGACUCAGCUUCUCUGACCUGCUUUCAUUAGAAGAUGAGCUAGGGAAUGAAGAUUUGGAAAGAUUAGUAAACUUGAAUUCAAAUUUAAGCUCAAGCGAAGAAGGCUCUCCUAGCCCACCAUGCAUCUCUUCAGGCAGUCCAAUGCAGCGGCGUUACUGCCUAGCAGCUAGCAAGCAGAUGGUUGGGAUCUUCUUAUGCGUGUGGGUUCGAUUAGACCUUUAUAAACAUAUUAGCAAUUUGAAGGUCUCAUGUGUUGGUCGUGGUAUUAUGGGUUACCUUGGUAACAAGGGUUCCAUUUCUGUUAGUAUGACAUUGCACCAGACAACAUUCUGCUUUGUUUGCACGCACUUGACUUCUGGGGAGAAAGAAGGUGAUGAGAUCAGAAGAAAUUCAGAUGUCGUUGAAAUAUUAAAGAAAACGAGGUUUUCUCAUUCAUGCGGAGGUUUUGGUCAAGCUCUACCUCCUGAAAGUAUAUUAGAUCAUGACAAAAUUGUUUGGCUUGGAGAUUUGAAUUAUCGGCUUGCAGCAGGCUGUGGAGACACACAUGAGCUUCUAAAGAAAAAAGACUGGCAAGCACUUUUAGAGAAAGAUCAGCUAAGGAUAGAGCAAAGAGCUGGUCGAGUGUUCAAAGGAUGGGAAGAAGGAAGGAUAUAUUUCGCUCCAACUUACAAGUACCUCAACAAUUCAGAUCAUUACGUCCUCCAAACCUCAAAAUCUAAAGAAAAACGUCGCACUCCUGCUUGGUGCGACCGAAUCUUGUGGAAAGGUGAAGGUCUUAAACAGAUGUGGUAUGUGAGAGGCGAGUCCAGAUUCUCAGACCAUAGACCUGUUUAUUCUUUAUUCUCAGUACAAGUCAACCGGUCAAAUUCAAAUGUGAACAGAUUCAACACUUGCCAUAAAUCAGGUAGAUACUGCCCAGAAAGAUCUUCAACAAGUUCUGUUUUGCAAUCAGCUUGUGUGGCUAAAGUCCAAGCAGAGGAACUCUUGAUAAUUUCCAGGGCCCAAAGCUUCAUUAACACAGCCCCCAGGCUAUGAUAAUUACAAAGUCAUCUGAAUCUUAACCUCAUUUUGGAAAGUAUAAGACCGAGCACCAAUAUGCGCUCCGGCCAGGCACUUCCAUUAUCACCGGAAUUUUUACGGUAUGGAAUGGCGUGCCUUUCGCUGCAUGGCGACGGUUUUCACGAUGGGUAUUUAGGCUUUUUAUAGCCCAAAAAGAUCAUUUUUGUUGUUUUAUCAGUAAAAAAUUAUCAAGUGAAAAGAGAAGAGCUAGUUCUAUUGUAUAGCUCUGAUGUGAAAGAGCUGUCGAAUGGGGUUUUGGCGUGCAUUUCUAGCGGCAUGCCUGAAAUUUUUGACUUGUAAAUAUAUGGGAUUGAGGGAAGUUGAAGCUUUUGCAGAUGUUAUUCUUAGAAAAUUUUGAUUAAGUGUAAAUUAGGAAGUAGAAAUUGCUCUCUAGAGAGAGUUUCUUUUACAGGAAAUGGGAGUUGGUAGUCUUGAGAGACUCAGUAAGCCUUCUGAUCCAUCAAUUUUGUUUUCAGUGUAUUAUCAGUGAAAGUUUCCAAUUUUCUAAAUUUUCAUCUUAUGUUGUUGGAGAAUCAUGUAGUCUUUCCCACCACGUUGCAAUUUCAGAGA
Molecule: messenger RNA, 2620 nt
Organism: Hevea brasiliensis (rubber tree)
Lineage: Eukaryota; Viridiplantae; Streptophyta; Magnoliopsida; Malpighiales; Euphorbiaceae
Product: type I inositol polyphosphate 5-phosphatase 8
Exons: 11
Coding region: 413-2026 (537 amino acids)
Biological process (GO): phosphatidylinositol dephosphorylation
Molecular function (GO): inositol-polyphosphate 5-phosphatase activity; phosphatidylinositol-3,4,5-trisphosphate 5-phosphatase activity; phosphatidylinositol-4,5-bisphosphate 5-phosphatase activity
Source: RefSeq, a predicted model, not a curated record